Molecule: messenger RNA, 2193 nt
Organism: Cryptosporidium ubiquitum
Lineage: Eukaryota; Apicomplexa; Conoidasida; Eucoccidiorida; Cryptosporidiidae
Exons: 1
Coding region: 1-2193 (730 amino acids)
Source: RefSeq, a predicted model, not a curated record
AUGAGCCACUCAAGAACAUUAAAAAUCUUGGGACUAUUGUUGUUGGGGAUUUGCCUGAAUGUGGAGGUUAAAUCACAAAAAGUCAGUACAACUAUAGAAUCUGAUUUGUCAUUGAAUAGCACUAUAAGCAAAAAUGGCACUACGGCUCCGAUAGAACCUGUGGAAAGUUCCAAUGCAACAAUGAAUUCAUCUUCUAUCACCAAUAGUUCAAACGUAGACUUUGGGAAAAAAUUAAUUAAUCCAGAAAUUAUCCCAGUAAAUACGAAUUAUACACAAGAUUCGUGUUUUAACAGAACUUUGCCGAUUAAUUGCAAUAAUUCGAACAGCACCCUUUUGGUUCCAAUUACAUCCAGGUUCACCACAACAAUUAUUGGAGAUUCAAAUAAUUUAGGAAUAAAGUAUGAAUUCAAAUCAGAAGAUGAUGUGGAAUUGAUUUCAUUUAGACUGAAUAGUAAUGAUAAAAAUGCAGCAGUCAAAGUGAGUUCUUUAGUAAAUGGAACUCAAGUAAAUGGAGGAUUGACAUCUUUAGAAUUGAAAGGUAACCAGGAUGAUUUUACCAUCAAUAAUAAUGUAACAAAUUCGACUUCAAAUGUUGGAAAAAUAACUUUCGUUAUGGUGUUAACCAACACAACCAUUUCUUUUACUGUGAAUAACUUGGUAUAUAAUAUAUUAAAUAUUAACCUUGCUGAAAAACCUAUUCGAAUCUCAAAAAUCCAAACAUCAGGACUUGAAAAUGUUAAAAUUUCAGUUAUUCCAUUUAUUAAAAACGAUGAAAUGGAACGUUGUGUUUUAAAAAUUCCAAUAACUGGGAAUGAUGCAAAUUUAAAUAUAUCUCCAUACUCCAAUACAUGUCUUUCUUCUAAUGUUAUAAUUUCAGAAAGUUCUCUCGUUGCAGGAAGUCAAAUAGUUUUGGGAAUACCAGGAAUUGUGUCAAGUAAAUCAGUAAAGGUCCCGUCCAAAACUCACAUUAUCCUGAGUUCAAAGUCGGGAUUAGUUAUUUUCCAUCUUCUUGUUAAUGAUAAAGGAUUGUUUCUAAAAGGAGUAGCUGGCACUGAUAUUGUGCAAUCAAAAGGAGGAUAUUUUCCUUUCCAAAGUUAUGGAUUUCAGAGUUAUACAAUUAAGUUGAUCUUUACUUCAUUGUUUGUCACAAUUUCAGUCAAUGGAUUUUAUGCAUUUGAUCCAAUUGUAAUUCCAAAUGGUGAAAUCCCACAUGGAAUACUAUUUGAAGGUCUUCACCGUAAUCCUACGUCCACUUUACUUCCAACUAGAACCUGCACAAAAUACUCUUAUUCAGGAACUGGAUCAUGUUUUAUUGACGGGAUACUUCCAGUAUUGAAAUCACCAGGAACAAAUCAGACAAAUGAAAGCCAUGGCCAAACUUUGGUAGCUGUUAGAGUUGUUUCAGAUUCCAAUGAGAGGAAAAAGAAAACUUUUAUUAGCUUCAAUAAUAAUGCAGAUGUUUCUGAGUUUUUAGUAGAAGUUGAUGGAAAAAAAGCAGCCUUGAUCACCAAUUUAACCAAUCUUGAUAAAGUUGAUUAUGAAAAUAUUUCUCAAAAUGAUACUUUCCUACUAAAAGAUGAGAAUAUUGGUGGCCUACGCAGAAAUUACUUUAAUAAUUUAGAAAAUACCAAAAGUACCAGAGUAAGUAAUACAUUGAAAGAUUAUUCUGUAAAUGUUAAUGGAAAUGAUGUAUCACAAAUAUCUUCUGAAUUUAAGCCAAUAAAGAAAAGUUGCGUUCUUGAACAACACAGGGGCUCUUACAUUUCAACUGUGUGCGAAGGAAACAAACUUUGUUUUGCCUCAGGUUCUACUGGUUCUCCAGUUGGUGGUACUCUCCAUUUUAUUGGAGGGUUUCUAAAUGGUAUCUUGAAAGUUAAAAUAUACACCAAAAUGGACGAUUUUUCUUUUGAAAUUGAAUACACCAGCUCUGGUAAUAUUAGUGUGUAUAGAACCACUGCAAUCAAGGAAAAUGAACCAAUUUAUAAAGGUAAUUAUCUUAAUAGUAGCACUUCUACUUUUGAAAGAGGUAUUAUCAGUAUUAAAGAUCUUGGCCAAUUUAUGCUUCUUUCAAUAGAUAAAAUAGAAGUAACCAAAAUUUCGAAAGGAGGAUAUGGACCAGAUGGAAAUAUUUCAUGUGUUCAGUUCUUCGCAAAUGAAUCAGAUGACAUUUCAAUUUUCUUUGAAAUCCAGUAA